Messenger RNA from Fusarium fujikuroi IMI 58289, 993 nucleotides. RefSeq lists its product as uncharacterized. The transcript is spliced from 2 exons. Lineage: Eukaryota; Fungi; Ascomycota; Sordariomycetes; Hypocreales; Nectriaceae. Bases 1 to 993 code for a protein of 330 amino acids. The record is from RefSeq and is a predicted model, not a curated record.
AUGUAUCCCGAGAGGCCACAGUUCCCGAGCGACGAAAGCUGGGUCUCACCAGCGCACGAGGACAACUGGGAUGACCCAGAUGCACUCGGAGCCUUUUACCCUUAUUCUGAGUCUUUCACCUGCGAAUGCCGUGCAUUUGGCCGACUCCAAGAGGCCGGUCACGAAGAACUAGCAGUCAAAUGUUUCGGCUAUAUUCUGCUGGAUGAUGCACACGAAAACACCAUGAUGAAUCAGUUCGCCCAUCUCCCCGCCCACAAACUCAGCUUCACCUACGAUGGCUAUAAUGAUGAUGAUGAUGAAGAAUAUUACAAUGAUCCUCACCUUCGAGAUAUGAGGUCUCGUUUUCGUCGCAGCGAUGGUAGCCUCCCACCACUUCGAGGGAUCGUUAAGGAGUUUGGAGUGAGCAAAGACUUGGAUCACAAAGGCGCCAAAAGGAUCCUCAGAGACAUCAAAUACGUACAGCAACUUGGAAUUACGGACCUAGAUAUUGCAUACCGGCAGAUCAUCAAUGGUAAGCUGUUCAAUUUCAGCACAUCCACCACGUUUCCUCAUUUUGCCAGCAACCCAGAGUGGAAUCCACAUCUCACACAACGUUGCAGAUCGAAGAUAGAGUUUGAGCUCUUCGUCACCUGCUAUAAGGACUUUCGAGACUUUGAUGUAAUGAUACACGAAUGGAACGAGGAUCACAAGGACAAGCAAAUCAAUGCCAAAGCCCUGCCCGAAGGAUACCCCCCCGAGAGCAGGCGGUUGAGAAACACUUCGGCCCAAAGGCGCCUCUAUACUCAUGUUGAUCCUAGGAACUACACAAGGUAUUUUCCAUAUACUAACAGUCGAGGAGAGAUUGUCCAGAGAGAACGCGCUCUUGGAAGGAAGCCAUCCGCGUGGUAUAUGGAGUGCUCAGCCGCCGUAGUGCGCAGACUCAAAGAAACCAGAAAGAUUGACGCCGGUCUUCAUUGGCAGUACCUGAAUGGACAUAUCGCGCCGUUGAACUAG